AUGCCCACAUAUUCUGUCGAGAAAAUAUUUGCGAGGUUGAAAAGCCGUCUUCAUUGCUUCGCAAACGACACCAAGAGUUUGAGGAAAUUUAUAACUUCAGGGGGGAAAGCGACGUGGUCCUUCUUUUCCGGGCUACAGUAUGCUGUGCAAACAACCCAGCGCGACGAAGAUGACCUAGUAUCGGAACGGCUCAGCCUUUGGUUGAAUACUUGGUGGCAAGCUGGUGCGUUUUCGUCCUCAGCCACGGCGUGGAACCCUUACGACAUCCCUCCACAGAUAAUCUUUGAUGACACCACUGCCGGUGGAUUUUGGUUGAUUCCGGCGAAUGCAACCUUCUCCACCAAGUUCCCUGUCUACCAAAAGAACACCGCUUGGAUCAUCACACAACUCUUCGCCUCCACCGUAUUACUCCUUCUGGGCAUCCUGAACAUCGCCAUCUACUUGACAACACUGGCACCAGACUAUUUCACAUACAUCUCAGCCUUCACACGCGACAACCCAUACGUCAAAGUUCCUGAAGGCGGCAGCGGCCUCGACGGCUCUGAGCGUAGCCGGCUUCUGCGGAAGAUGAAAGUGCAGAUUGCGGAUGCGAAGCCGGAAAGCGAUGUUGGCUACGUGGUACUCAAAAGUGUUGAGGAUGAAGCGGAGUUCGCGAGUGGGCAACUACGUAAAGGCAGGCUGUACGAGUGA
Molecule: messenger RNA, 690 nt
Organism: Alternaria ethzedia
Lineage: Eukaryota; Fungi; Ascomycota; Dothideomycetes; Pleosporales; Pleosporaceae
Exons: 2
Coding region: 1-690 (229 amino acids)
Source: RefSeq, a predicted model, not a curated record